Sclerotinia borealis F-4128 is the source of this 570-nucleotide messenger RNA. The record is from the annotation of a GenBank genome assembly. NCBI's taxonomy places the organism in Eukaryota, Fungi, Ascomycota, Leotiomycetes, Helotiales, Sclerotiniaceae.
AUGAGCCACAACGGACCAAUAUUCUUCUGGCACCCAGAAGGUGGCGAUUAUCCAUUUCUAUCUCAACAUUACCCCUGUGAAUUCCCAGAUGGAAAUGGUCAGAUUUUCACAAGUACUGAACAAUAUAUGAUGUAUCACAAAGCCAUUCAUUUCGACGACAUUCCCACCUCCCUCCAAAUCCUCGAAUGUACCAACCCUAGAACAAUCAAAGCCCUCGGUCGCUCUGUCAAAAGAUUUGAUGAUGAAGAAUGGGAUAAAGUCAAGUUCGAGAUAGUGGUGCAAGGAAAUGUGUUAAAAUUCUCAAAGGGAGGAAAAAAAUUGAGAAAUCAGUUGGAGGAGACUGGUCAGAGGGAACUGGUAGAGGCAAGUCCAUUUGAUAAAAUUUGGGGGAUUGGGAUCAAAGGUGGGCCUAAGGAGUGUCGGAGGCAGGAGAGGGAUGGGACAUUGGAGGAGAGGAGGAAGGAGUGGGGAAUGAAUCUAUUGGGGAAGGCGAUUGUGAAGGCCAGGAGGAGAAUUAGGGAAGCUGAAGUGAAGGGCGGAAAUAACGGCGGAAAUGAGGGUAGAAAUUAA